This is a messenger RNA of Frieseomelitta varia, 1806 nucleotides long. RefSeq names its product dolichol kinase (gene Dolk). The record is from RefSeq and is a predicted model, not a curated record. The transcript is spliced from 7 exons. Lineage: Eukaryota; Metazoa; Arthropoda; Insecta; Hymenoptera; Apidae. Gene Ontology annotation, biological process: dolichyl monophosphate biosynthetic process. Gene Ontology annotation, molecular function: dolichol kinase activity. The coding region runs from base 165 to 1580 and encodes 471 amino acids. Gene Ontology annotation, cellular component: endoplasmic reticulum membrane.
GCGUGUGUGUGUUGCAUAUUUUACCAUAUACAUAUAUAAGAACGAAAAUAUGACGGAAAAAAAUUUGACCUUUUCAGAUAGUAUCAUACAUUUUCUGUAUAAGAGGUUGGGGGUGUGGUUACUGAUGUUGUAAAAACACGUUUUUUAAAAAUAAUUUAUCAAUAAUGGAAUUUUUUUUUGAAGAAUAUAGCCGUUUUGAAGAAAGAAUAUUACAUAGUUUGGAAGAUAAUGGCAUAAAACAUCGGAUAAAGGCUAACAGUGGAUUAUGGCUUGGAACAUUAGUAGGUCUAAGUGCAAUUUUAACUCUACUAAAAGAAGAUGCUAGUUAUUCUGAAAUCUGUCUCAUUGUGGGUCUCACAGGAAUUGGUCUUGUUAUUAGUUCUAUAUGUUUAUAUUUGAGACUGUCAUCUGAGAAAGUGGUAGUUAAAGAUUUUCAAGCUAUAUAUUUUUUACCUGCUAUAAUAACAUCUUUAUUAUAUCUUUUUGUAGUAAAUAAAGGAUUACUGGUGAGUGUCACAUGGGGCUUAGGUAUUGGAAGUUUAGGAACUUGGGGUAUUCUUCAAUUAAUGUCUACAUUUCCUUAUUGUUUCACAAUUGGAGAAGCAACGGCAGUUAUGCAUGGAUGUAUUUUAUUUCUAAUGUCUGCAGUAACAAAUUUGCCACUAAGAUAUCAUUUGCCACCUAUCCAUGAUGAUGAUAUCGCAACAGUGUUUUUACAGGUUGCAAUGCUAUACGUGAUAUCAGUAUGUUUAAUAUCUAGUUAUUUUCCAAUGUUUCACUUGACCAGAAAUUUUUAUAUAAUGACAAUCACAGUUUUGUCAAUUGCAGUUUUACCAUUAAUGUAUGUUUUAUUGGAUCAAAAUCCUUUUAUUUGGAUGUUUUACUUUAUCUGCAAUAAAACAAAUAAGAUUAUAUUAAUUGGAUACUGGGCUCUAUGUUUACUACUAGGAGUAUUAGUUGUUAUAUAUCAGAUAUUAUUAAAUAUUCAAGCAACAACUUCAACUAGAAAAAUAUUUCACUUAUUAGCUGUCCUUGUAUAUAUACCUGGUUUAAUAUAUGAACAUGUUUUGCUGUAUUUAGCUAGUGGUAUAAUAAUGGGAUUGUUUAUAUUUCUUGAGUUGAUGAGAUACUUACAAAUAUCACCUUUUGGAGAAGCAUUACAACAAGGAUUUUCUGUGUUUGCUGAUGAAAAAGACAAUUUGAUUUCUUUAACACCUCUGUAUUUAUUUUGUGGUUUGUCCUUUCCACUUUGGAUGCCUACCAAUAAUCUUUCAUUACCAGUUUUGCUUAGUGGUAUUUUAACAGUUGGUGUGGGUGAUACUGUUGCUAGUUUUGUUGGUAGUAGAUGGGGUUAUCACAAGUGGGCCAAUUCCAAUAAAUCUGUUGAAGGAACGAUUGCUUGUAUUCUUAGUCAAAUUGGAUUAAUAUGUAUUUUAGCAUUUAUGGGUUAUAUAGAUAAUGGUUGGUUAUUUUUGCAAAGCUUGUUAUCGAGUAUUGCACUAUCAUUUAUUGAAGCACAAACAAAUCAAGUUGACAAUUUGGCGUUACCUUUGUUGAUGUAUGUAUGCCUAAUGAUUUAAGCAUUUAAUUAAUAUAAAUGCAAUGACAAACAAUAAGUAACAGUAAUUGUUUUGAAGGUAAUAUGAAUAUAUUUGAUUGUUCAAUCUAAAUUGUGGACCAAAGGUGUACUGUUUUUUUAAUUCAUUUCUUUAUUUAUCUUUAUAUGUGAAGAUAUGUAUACAUAUAUUUUCUUGUACAUAACAUCCUUUUUCAUUCUUAUUUCUUUUAUUACGAAUAAAAUUAGUU